CGACAGUGCGGAACAGCUGUUCCGUCGCUUCAUUGUAUUUUUUGUUUUUUUAUCUUCAACACGCAACUGUUUUUAGUCUUCCGGCUGAUGCGCAAUCGUUAAUCAAAGUCGUUAUUAAAUUCUGAACAAAUUCUGAGUGCGAUUUUUUAUUUAUUUCGAUUGGUUGCUAUUCAAUUGUGUGACAACUUUCUUCCCUCAGACUCUCGUUAAAAUCGUCAAUCGCGUUGAACAACCCUCUCGAAGUACCGUGUUCUUUCUUUUGUCUGCCUCGUGUGAUGAUUGAUCGACUUUCCUCGUAACUUGUUGCAUUCGUUUCGGCACGUUGUACAUAUUGGUCAUCGAAUUCGACGAGCGCGUGCGCGUGCUAUUGAUUCGAACCUCCUGGAGGUCCGGAUCCUCGUCAGUUGAGAGGCACUCGCGAAAGAGAAGAAGAACAUAAUAAUGGCGAAUAGACACUUUAAUCAGCCGUCGCGACUUCUCUCGGUUCUUGUGAUAGUAUUGUUCAAAGGUGUUGAGUCUUACCGAGGUGGCAUCAACAAAGACAUCUCGGUCUACGAGUACAUCGCUCUCAACAUACACGAUCCCAAGCCAUCACGUCCCGUCGAAAAUUGUUGCUGGCGAAGUCCCGAGAAUCUCGGCGAGAUCUCCGGAGUCGCGGUGAAUCCGGACGGUUAUCCCGUGAUUUUUCAUCGCGGCGAUCGAACGUGGAGUUACGACACCUUUAACGAAGCCGCAGAAUAUCAAGAGGAAUACAAAGGUCCCAUUCAAAUUAAUACGGUGUUGACGCUGGACUUCAAGACCGGCGACAUUAUUAGCGGUUGGGGAAAUCAUACGUUUUAUCUGCCGCACGGAAUCCACAUCGACAAGCAGAGAAACAUAUGGCUGACCGACGUUGCUCUCCAUCAAGUGUUCAAAUUUUCGCCAUCCGGAGGUGAUCGAUUGAUGACGCUCGGGCAGAAAUUCGAGCCCGGAAACGACCUGGAGCAUUUCUGCCAACCAACGGCGGUUGCCGUUUUGCCGAAUAACGAGAUUGUGAUCGCUGAUGGAUAUUGCAACCACAGGAUAUUAAUGUUCGACAAAGAAGGCAAUCCUAAAUACAGUAUUAACGAAGAAUGGAUUCCUUUAAACGUUCCUCACGCCCUGACGGUAUUGCCGAAUAGACAAGUGUGCGUGGCCGACCGCGAACACUGGAGAAUCGUGUGCCUGCCAUGGGAGUACAAGACAAAUACUGAAGCGAGUCAAGAUCCUGCAGUUCCUUAUUUAAUCAGUAACGAGGCUUUCGGCCGUAUAUUCGGUAUUGCGUCGUAUCACGGUACCAUUUACGCUGUUAACGGCGCGACGUUAAACUCAGAUGGUAGCAAGAUUCAAGUCAGAGGCUUCAUCGUCGAUCCCUUGCAUCGAAAUAUAACGGGAGUUUGGGGCCCGGAGACUUCGUCCUUUGAAAAUCCCCACGCUAUUGCUGCGUGUCCGUACGGCAGCGCUAUAUACGUGUCGGAAAUUGGACCGAACAAGAUCUGGAAGUUUGAUCUGAGAGAGUAACUUCUUUGGUAGAGUAACUCCUGUCGCGCGCAACAAGCGUAACCACGCGUAACAAACUUACAAUAAUCGAAAUUUGCGUUAUCCCCACCUGAUUGGCAUGUACCUGAUUCCGGGAAGGAGAAAAAACAACAAGAGACCCGAGAGAUCGAAUUUGCGAAAGCCAGCGACGACGUGCGAAAUAUAUAUCCCAUUGGUCUUUUUAUUACGUCUCGCAACAACAUCGCAAAUGUCAAUGUAGCAACAAGAAAUCAUCUUCGACGGAAUGUUCUCAUCUUUCGCAAAAUAAAGUUCCAAAGCGAAAAAUAAGACGCGCGUAUUAUUUUUGUAUUUGUGUAUGUUAAAACCCAUGUAUUCUGUGUGUUACGUAUGUUAUGAAUCCAAACAGAACGCAAAUAUAUAAAUGUUCUGAAUAAAUGUAUAUGUGUGUUACAUUUCUUUUAUUAAAAAAUUAAAAAAUACGCUCACAUCGGGGGGGGGGGGAGUAAAUUAUUUUUUGUUUCAUACAACAGCUGACUUCCGUUUGUGCGACACAUUUGACAGAGCAGAUAAAAACAGAUUUGUGGAAGACUCGUGUUUUUUCACGUGUGUCUUCGUUGAAAAGAAAAAUUAUAUUCAAUUUAGAAUUAUGGCUUUUGGACUAAUUAAGUGGUCGAUGUCGCUUAUAAUAUUUUCGAUCGUCCUGGCAAUUAUCACGUGGUCCGCCGUGCACCUGGGCAGAAAAAGUGCACAAAACGUCACGGAAUCUGUUGCUUCGAGAUUUCUUUACGUGAACGAUCGUUCCAUUCGCAAGGAGAGGUGCGCUUUUCUCAAAUAAAGAAAAGGUUCACGUCCGUAACAAAUUUGUUUUUCGCUUCUAUAAUAAUUUUAUAGGUCAAGUAACAUUUCACAAACAACGUAUUCGACAAUAGCGUACGGAGCAAAAUUGUUUGACAUGAAUAGAUUACAAAAGUCUGGUUUGCAUCGGUUUGUCAGAAUGAACGUUUCCGAUUUUUCUCCGAAUGUCUCUAUUGCCCUCUCCUUUCAACGAGCGUCGUCUAAUUUGACGCAUUUAAAAUAAUUACGACAGGACAAACGGAAAAAAAUAAGAAAAUAAUACAAGCGCAAUAAUCUGAACGCUUGCCAAUUCCUAUCCUAUUCUUAUUUAAUAGUAAAAAUAAUUUUACUUACUGUUAUUAUUUAUUGUUAUAUAAUUUUGCUUUAAUUUAAAACAGCAAUGUAUUGACAUCUGUCGACAUUGCGUUUAUUGGGUGGUUUAUUGUAUAAGUACAAAAAAAAAUUGUAACAAUUAUACUAAUUUAAAAAUAAUAAAAAUAAAGCAGAAAAAGAAAUAAUAAAUAAUUAUUAUUGUUAAUAAUAAUAAAUGUUUUAAUAAUAUACAUUUUCGUCUAUGUAUAUUGACCUUUCGUAAAAGGUCACUGACCUUUCGGUAAAGGUCACUGACCUUUCGUUAUAUGGUUUGUAAUACUUAUAUACUAGCUGUCAUCGUGGUGACAGGUUGUGUUCACUGACACAACACUUUAAGUAAAAGUGUUGUUUAAAAAAAAAAAAAAACAAUCAUCAUUGCAACAGCGCAGACAAAUGUGUCUGGCAGCUUCUUCAGGCUCUCGUUCCAGAAGACGUUGCGUUGUUAGUUACCAGUUUCAAUCAAAUGAAAAGUUCACGUAACUAAAAAAAUAUAUAUUUACAAAUAUAAUAAAUACAUAUCGCGCUGAUUUUUGCGUUUUCAUUGUCGUAGAUGAGGAAAACGCGCAAUGAUGGAAAUUAUCAAAAUUGAGUGUUUGAAAUGUAAGUCAGACAUGUCUCUCUCUCUCUCGCGACGACAUAUGUAAUUUGGCCAUAUUAUAUAAUUUUUAAUUUUAACUGUGAUAUAUGAAUAAUAUAUCACAGUUAAUUAAAUGUGAUAAUAUAUCACAGUUAAUUAAAACAAGAAAUAUAUAUUAAAAACAAGAAUAAUAGCGACAACAAGUUUCUUGCGUUUAUAUUUUAUCACAAACGUUUAAUUUAGUUUCGUGUGCGACGUAUCAUUUCAAACCCCAUAAAAAAAAAAAAAA
Messenger RNA from Pseudomyrmex gracilis, 3590 nucleotides. RefSeq names its product peptidyl-alpha-hydroxyglycine alpha-amidating lyase 2-like. The transcript has 8 exons. Lineage: Eukaryota; Metazoa; Arthropoda; Insecta; Hymenoptera; Formicidae. Gene Ontology annotation, cellular component: extracellular region; membrane. Gene Ontology annotation, molecular function: protein binding; catalytic activity. The record is from RefSeq and is a predicted model, not a curated record. Gene Ontology annotation, biological process: peptide metabolic process. Bases 442 to 1539 code for a protein of 365 amino acids.